Naegleria fowleri is the source of this 1608-nucleotide messenger RNA. RefSeq lists its product as uncharacterized. Gene Ontology annotation, biological process: regulation of transcription by RNA polymerase II. The transcript has 3 exons. Gene Ontology annotation, cellular component: SWI/SNF complex; nucleus. The record is from RefSeq and is a predicted model, not a curated record. Bases 1 to 1608 code for a protein of 535 amino acids. Lineage: Eukaryota; Heterolobosea; Eutetramitea; Acrasida; Naegleriidae.
AUGCAGCAACCCUUCUUUAAUCCCUCUGCUGCUGCUGCCGGUGCAGUGAACGAUGCUCAAAAUAGUAACAAACGAACCUUGGGUACAUUCCUUUCCCAACAACAACAACAACCAUCAUCAUCCUACACCACCAACCCAUUAUUAUCAUCCACACAACAGCAAUCAAUGAUGAUGGCAGCUAACAAUCCUUACCUCCAACAACAAAAAAAAUCAAAAAUUGAUUACAUUCAAUUACCUGAAAAAGUCAAAGAUACCAUCUCUGAGAGUGAAAUUUAUUCCAUUCUUUUAAAUUAUGAACAUCGAUUGGAUGUAUUACUCUCUGAAAAGAAACAACAUAUGCGUCAAUUAUUAUUAAACAAUGAAACAUCAAGUGAAACAUUGAGAAUCUAUGUCACACAUCAAAGAAAACCAAUCUCAAAAACAGAAGAAGAAUGGAGAUUUGGAAUUCAAGGUGGUAUUGUCAGAACACUUUCUAAUUCAGCAACCAUUGAACAAUACAAAUUUACUCACUUCUUGAAAUCAAUGAUUAUUGAAUUAGAUAGAAAUGUAUUUUCAGGUGGUGAAGAUUUUAUUGAAUGGAAUUCAUUACCUUCACAACCAUUGAAGGAUGGAUUUACAUUUAGUCGAAGAGUGAAUCUCUCUAAAUUAUAUGAAUUAUAUCCUCAACAUGUCUAUCCAUUGAAAUUAUUAUUUCAUUUCAAACAAGAUCCACCUCUCUAUGAGAUUAAUAAUGUCUAUUUGAAGAGAUUGAUUCGAACAACGGAAGAAUAUAGUCGAAGUUUGAAAUUGGAGAGUCAGAGUGGUGGUUCUAAUAAUUCAUUACAAGAAGAAACUUUUACAUUGAAUCAAAUUCUAUCCAUGAUUUGGGAAUAUAUUACAAAGAAUCGUUUGUAUGAUAGUGAAGACAAGUCAUUGAUUCGAUGUGAUGAAUUAUUGAGUCACAUGAUGACAUUACAUGAAACUACCACCAUGAAUAAUAAUAAUAGUACCAACAUGAAUACCACCACCAUCAAUACCAUGAAUACCACCAACAUGAAUACCAUGAAUACCAUGAAUACCAACAAUACCAUGAAUACCACACCACACAUCAUCUCCUAUACAGAAAUUCUCAAAAAAGUGAAAUCUCUUCUCACUAUUCCUAUUAACUCUACAGUAACUGAAAUUAUUCAUCCAAUUUCAUGUUCACCUACUAGUGAUUCAGAAUUAAUGACACCUCAACAACAACAACAAGUCUUUCAAGGUAAUUCUAAAAAAGAUGUUCCUGUUCAAGUGAAUACUCCACAUCAAGCUAAAACUAAUUCAUCUAUUGAAAAGAUUUUGAAUGAUGAACCCAAUGAAGAAAUUGAAAAUAUUAAUAAGAAUAUUCAAAAUGUCAUUCAAGACAUUAAACAAAGAUCUGAAAAGAUGAAAUUUAUGAAGAAAUUUGCUGAAGAUCCAGUGAAUACUCUUCAUGCAUUGAUUGAUUCACAAACUAGGGAUUUACUUGUUUUACACAAGAAACAAAGUGUUGAGGAGGCAAGAAAAUCAUCAUUUUACAAACCAAGUGAUUGGAUCCAUACAGCAUUGUUUAAAUAUUUGAAAAGUAAUGAAAAGAAGCAUUUGAAAUGA